Messenger RNA from Cherax quadricarinatus, 7713 nucleotides. NCBI's taxonomy places the organism in Eukaryota, Metazoa, Arthropoda, Malacostraca, Decapoda, Parastacidae. The record is from RefSeq and is a predicted model, not a curated record.
UUUGUGUUGACAGAAUAGUGUGUAUAACAUGCUGGAGAGUGAUACAUUGUUCCACCACACUCAUGAGAUGACCCUGGAUGAAGAGCGACUACUAACCUUUCGUCGACUCAAGAAACUCUUAGCAACACAAUACACAGAUCCUACACAUAUUCUGAGUGAUUAUAGAAGGGUAGCAGCACUGGUUACCACAGUUGGUGGGUACGACUUUUCACUGUCAGCCAGAAUGGGGCUCUUGAGAGACUUCAUAAUUUCUGGUAUCCUUGGACUUGGAACCAAACGUCAUUAUGGGUAUAUAGAUGCUCUCAACAACUUAAAGAUUGGUGGAUGUUUCUGCCUAACAGAAAUAUCUCAUGGGACUAAUUCCCGUGGCAUGAGGACAGAGGCUCGAUAUGAUCCUAACACCCAAAGCUUCAUACUUCAUACCCCAGAUUUUGAGGCAGCUAAAUGCUGGUCUGGGAACCUGGGUAAAACAGCAAGCCAUGCUCUUGUGUUUGCCCAGUUAUAUACCCCUGAUGGAGUGUGUCAAGGUCUUCACUCUUUCAUUGUUCCCAUAAGAGAUCCUCAGACACUGCUGCCAUACCCAGGGAUCACCAUCAUUGAUAUGGGGCAUAAGAUUGGCCUAAAUGGCAUUGACAAUGGAAUAAUGAUGUUUGAACACUACGCAAUUCCUCGAGAGAAUCUUCUGAAUCGUACUGGUGAUGUGUCUCCUGAAGGCAUCUAUAAGACACCAUACAAAGACCCCAACAAGAGAUUUGAGUUGAGCAAUCACUUUAAACCUGAAGAAGUCUUGAAAGCUCAGCUGAAAGCCAAAUACAAGUUACUGGAAGCCAGGCUGGGGCAGGAAAACCCUGCACCUCCUCCUUCAAGUUAUCAACAUGACACACAAGAUCAAACACUAAGUACAGCCCCCACAGGAAGAGAAAAUUUACCACCAGAACAAUGUGAGCGCAGUGCUGAUGUCUUCACAAGGUUAAGCAAAACUGGAGAUAAGAAAUCCACCAAACACCUGGAAACUACAAAGAAAGCUGGGGCAGUAAAACCUUCAUCCCUUCACCGAGGGAUUGGAGAGUCCAGUCUUCGUAUUCGUCAAGUUACACGACUGGUUGCUCAGAUAUCUAAUAGUGUGAAAGAAUUAGAAAGUCUUCAAAAGCAAAUUCAUACACAAAGAAAUUUUAUAACACCGUUUGAUAAUGAAUUAAAGAAAAGACGCUGGGAAGAAUUUCUUCAUUCUGCUGGGCGUUCAUUAUUUUCCUUGAAACGAGAGAUAUCUCUACUGGAAAGAAAGUCUUAUAUAGAAGACAAAAAUGGCAGCAGAUACCUGAGAAUGCUAGCUGUAUCCACACGAACACUUCAUCGAAUUCUCUUGCAAUGGAGACUGUUCCCAUAUAUAGCAGCAACAUAUGCACUGGAUAACUUCACCAAAACGUUCUACAGCUUGUUUGUCAAGUUUCGUAUGGAAAUGGUUGAUGCUUCUGACAAAGGCAGAGUUGCUCUGUAUGGCCAAGAAGUACAUGGAUUGUCAUCUGCUGGAAAGCCCAUAUCUAGCUGGAUAGCACGAGAUGGUAUACAGGAGUGCCGGGAAGCAUGUGGUGGUCAUGGCUACCUGAGGUGUUCUGGACUGAUUUACCUGCGUAAUGACAAUGAUGCUAGUUGCACUUACGAGGGUGAUAAUAAUGUUUUACUACAGCAGACUAGCAAUUGGCUCCUAGGUGUAUGGAAGUCUCACUCAGAGAAGUCUGUAGCUCAUCCCAUGGGCACUGUUGACUACUUUGAUCAAGGGCAACACAUUCUAGGGCAGUCAUGGAUGACUUCCCCAAUUAAUGAAUCUUCUACCAAUCAGGAUGUGAUAAAUGUGUGUAAGAAGUGUUUACGUUGGCUAGUGUGCUGGUUAUGUGAAAGAACCAGUGCCAAGUUCAGGGCACAGAUUGCUGCUGGUGAGGAUUCAUUCACUGCUCGGAACAACACACAGGUUUACCUCGCACGAAACCUCUCACUGGCUUAUGUUACCCAAGUGAUACUUGCAUGGUUUGAGGAAUCAAUCCAUGAAGCAGAAGUGGAGCUACAGCCUGUCCUCUACCGCCUCUGUGCAUUAUUUGGCCUUGUACAUGUUGAAGGACACAUUCCACAACUUGUUGAAGGAGGUCUUAUUCAAGAUGGACGUUUCAUCUCAGUUGUUCAUCAGCGUAUAAGGUGCUUGUGUAAUGAUCUGCUUCCUGAUGCUGUGGCACUUGUUGAUGCAUUUGCACCACCAGACUUCAUCCUACGCUCAGUGCUUGGAAAUGCUGAUGGAAAGGUUUACCAGCACCUGAAGAGAGAAAUGAUCAGUGCCCCGGGUGCCACAGAGAGGGACGAGCACUGGCAGGAGAUGAGCUACAACACUCCAGCAUCCAAACUCUAGACAAAGUACUGCACUAGGGUAUUAUAACUAGAAUUUGCAGUGGAUUUGGUAUUUUUGUGAAUAUUAAUCAACAUUUAAAAAAGUUUUCUAAAAUAGAAAAUAUUUCACCAGAACUAUAAAGUUUGAUGCAGUCUUACAGAAUUAUGCAGGUGUGAAAUUGAAAAUUAGGGAGCAUUUUAUGCAGCAGCAAUUUUUUUUUCCAUUUUGAGGCCUAUUCCAGUGCUCAAAACAUUUAAUUCCUAGCUAUUUCAGUAGUAUCCAUCUGUACUAAUUCUAAAUCACAAGAAAUUGUCCAUUAAACCAUCAGAUCUAUCCCAUUAAAACUCCCAAAAAUUGGUUUGGAUGAUUUUACACUAUAUUUAACAAAUUCCAAAACACUGUAGGCAUUCGUCACUAAAGCAACAUUAUUUCUAUUCAACAUCCUUUCAAUUUUGACACCAUUGUAAUUGUCAUAUUGCCAGAAUGUCCUAUAACCUGUGCCCUAAGUAGAGAAAAUUCUGGAAUGUGUAAUACGUGUUCAGCAAGCCGGCUGAUUGACUUUGGCUGUCUCUGUCUAUCUCUGCUUUUAUCUCACAGGUACACAUAAAUACAGUUAUCAUACAUUUUGUAAAUUACCUAGGAUAACCCCAAAAAUCCAGACAAAGUGCUACACUGUGCUUGUAGAUAUAAGGCAUAAUGUGUAUGACACAAGUAAUAUACAUUUUCACUUGUUCAGGAAUCAGACGUGACAACUCUACAUAAUGUGUAAUACCUAUUGGUUCAUGAGUGGUUCUCACUGAGAUAGAGAGAGACAAACAGAAAGACAGAUAAACAGAGGCAGAGCUAGACAGACAGACAUAUUUAUGUGUAACAGUGAGAGCAAGUAAAGCCAAGGUUCACUAGAGCAGUUCACAAUCAGCAGUAUUAGAGUGACUGCACCAUUAGCAGUGUGGAGUGACAUCUUACACCAUGCUUCAAGGAAUUUCAUAUACUCCAGCAUGUUGAAAACAUUACAGGGACCUAUAAAUAUUUUGUAUAUAUUUCUAGACAAUAGUAUGUGACCAAGGCAGGUGAAAAUGCUCACCUGUCAGUGUGUUUGUGACUAUUUGAUUAAUAUUUCAGUACCUAAUAUUAGUGUCAGAACACAGAUUGGCUAUAAAAUCACAAGAACUACUAUAAAUUGUAAUUAUCAGGACAUAAUUUUUUUUAACAAAUUGGCCGUUUCCCACGGAAGCAGGGUGACCCAAAAAGAAAGAAAAAAAACUUUCAUCAUUAUUCAACACUUUCACCACCACUCAUACACAAUCACUCAGAUACGACAGCUUAGACAUCCCGCCAUAAAAAUUAUGUAAAUUAAAAAAAAAAAAAAAAGGUAUAUUGGCAACACUGCUGAAAGCAGCAGGACUCCAUGUUGCCAUCAGGUGAGCAUCCAGCGCCAUCCUCACGGCCUUUUUAUCUCAGUAAGUACUGGCCCUAUAAUUUUUUUGUCUUAUUAUACACAGAAAAUUGCCCUCUUUAUUUAAAAAAAAAAUUUAGCAGUGAAAACAUAGAUCUACAUUUGGACAGUUAAAGGAUUAAGCCAUACACACAGUCAGUUUUGUUUUUCCCAUCAUGCACCCUGUAGAGCAUUUUUUUUUUUUAUAUGGUCCACACUUACUGCACAGACCCAUUCUCUCAUCUCUGUGCCAGAAUGUACCACUCACAGCUUAUGAUGUAGAACUAUGUCAGGGACCCUGACCUCAGUGACAUGGAUCUCUGUGACGGACAGCACAAUGGUUAAUCACACCCCUGGGCCUCUCCUAUAUAAUGCUUGCCCUUGGUUUUAAAUUCAUCAUUGAACAAAAAUUUGACGGUUUUUCCCCAUUUCUUAGCUAAUAAAUUAUAACUUAGAAUGCUUGAUCAUGGUUAGCCCAUUCUAAUAAUUGAAGCAAACCUAGUAAAAACCCAUAAUACAGAAUAGGAUGGGGCAACAGGGCCUCCCUACCUACAUCUUUCCCAGGAAAAUCACCAAAUAUUUACCAUUUCCACAACUCUUGAGGCUUAUUUCAGAGGUUGUUGAGGUGGUUCAGACAUUUAGAGAGGAUGGAACAAACUAGAAUGACUUUGAGAGCGUAUAAAUCUGCAGUGGACGGAAGACAGGGUAGGAGUCAGCCUAGGAAAGGUUGGAGGGAGGGGGUAAAGGAGGUUUUAUGUGUGAGGGGCUUGGACUUCCAGCAAGCAUGUUAGGAGUGGAGACAAAUGGUUUUUAGGACUUGACCUGCUGUUGGAGUGUGAAGAAGGUAACAUUUAUUCAGGGAAACUGGCAGGCUGGACUUGAAUCCUGGAGGUAGAAAGUGCAGUACCUGCACUCUGAAGGAGGGGUGUUAAUGUUGCGUUUUUUAACUAGUUUGAGUGUGCCUCUGGCAAGACAGUGAUGGAGUGAAUGAUGAAAGUUUUUUUUUUGGGGGCCACCCUGCCUUAGUGGGAAACAACCGAUGUGUUAAUAAAUAAAUAUGUAUCUGUUGACACUGAAAAUUACCCUAGAAAAUGACCCUAAAGUAUUUUAACCCAGACACACAAUGCACUACAUGGGGCAUAAUCUUUUUUUUUAUUACAUACACCACCACACUGAUCUAUUCUCUUAUGUCCAUGCCAAAAUUUACUGCUCAGCAAAUUUGAAGGUGUUAUGAUUUAAGCAUAGAUCUACAUAAGCAACAAUGACACCAGUAACAUAGAUCUUUGUGAGUCAUAUUGAAAGAGUUAAGGCACUGUUCAACCCUUAACACAUUGCUAUGAAUAUGUUAACCCUUAAAUGGUCCAAACAUACAUAUACGUUUUUUCAAAAUGUACAUCAUUUUUUUUUUUUUACAUUUGAAAAUGUGUAAAAAACUUUUACCUACAUUUUUUUUUUUAUAUUUGAAAAUAUGUAAAAAACAUAGAUCUACUUUUGGAGCACUACGGAUUUGAACGUCGAUCUAUUUGAACCGUUUAAGGGUUAACUAAGGUAGAAUAUUUGUGUUCAAUGUGGUUUUUGUUCUGGAUGCACCCAAGAUGAAAUCUCUGUGUGGUGGAUACAUAUGCAUAGAUUUCAGUACUACAAAAAUAUCUUUUUACUUAUACUUGAUGAUAUUGAUGAUUUCGUGGCUGAUGGUACAUAAAUGAGCCUCUUGUAACAUGUAACAUUUAAGGAUUCUUUCUGAGACUUUGCAGAUUCUACAUUCUUGACUAAUGAUUCCCACACAUGCACCAAAGGGUCAUAUAUAGAAAAAAAAAUGAAUUUGGAUGAAAAACUGAGAAAAUAAUAUAAUCAAAAUUAAUCAAACAGGGGGUGUGCAGUCCCAUUCCUUGUUCACUGGCUAAACUUGUCCAGGACAGGCUACCAGUCCAGGGCUGAGGCCACCUUCCUAGCUUAUUCCUCUCCUCCUUCCCAUUCUUGCCCACCAAUCAAUGAGACCAGUUUUGAGAACUUUUCUACUCCUACAGCCCAACUGUGGUCCUGCAUAAACAUUAAUAAAUCUACAGUUCUUGAACAUUUUCUGCUAAAAAAAUAUGAGAUCUUAUUAUGUGCAUAAUGUGAACAUAUACAAGUAUGAACACAUUUUGUAUAAAAAAAAAAAAAAAAACAGAAAAAUAUAUUGCAUUCUUAAUAAUAAGGAAUAAGUGUACAGUUCAUGAAAAAAUAUACAUGCAAGAUUAAUCAACACAGUGAUAUUUAAAAAAAUAUUUAAAAAAAAUCAAGUGGUGCACUGGGGUUGGGUAAUAACAUUUAAAUAAAAUUUUUCACUUGGUGACCAUCCACACAAAAACAAAUUUUUACUACAUAUAUAUAAUGAAUUCCAGAUAGAAACAGGGUUUGCUGCAUAUAGACGUAUUUUCAUAAAGUGAGGGGGAAAUCUGCAUCCAGUAGCUACAAUUACACCACAUAAUACAGUGGAACCUUGGUACUCAAACAGCUCCGUACUCAAACAAUUCGGUAUUCGAACACUUUUUUUCCGUGAACAAAUCGGUCAGUAGUUGACUGUUUGCUUUGCACUCGACCAAACAAACAUGACCUGCCAGAACUUCUCUGUAAACUAUUUCAUGUUUUGCAUUUUUUGGUGUUUUUUUAUAUUUGUAUAAAUAAGUCAUCAUGGGGCCCAAGAGGGUUAGUGAUAACAGCCAACCAAAAAGAAAAUUGGUUGGGAAAAAUUAAUUUUCUACUCGAACAGCCUUCUGGAACCAAUUAAGUUCAAGUGCCGAUUAUUAUUAUUAUAAUCAAGGGGGAAGCACUAAACCCGUAGGAUUAUACAGCGCCUAUGGGGGGAUGGAAGGCAUUCAGGCUUAAUUCAGGGAACUGGCACACAGAUCCAACUGGAGCACAGAUCCAAUUCCCUAGAUCAAGAGCCCCUCACCGGCGUCAAGGAGCCUUCCUUGAGGGGUUCAAGUGCCGAGGUUCCACUGUAUUUACAUAUAGAAAAACUGACAAAAUUGAGUACCUACCGAAUUAAUGGUUUCUUAUUACACUAUUCCUUGGCCAUGAAAUAUGUAUGAUAAUUUUUUUUAGGUACAUUAGAUAUUACAGUUUUGGGAUAGAUUGUAUGCACAUAUUUUUCAUUAUAAAUAUUCUAUUUUAUAAUAAUGGAGUGUGUGCAGGGUAACAUUUAGUGAAGGGAUUCAGGGAAACCGGUUAUUUUUAUAUAGCUAGACUUAAGUACUGGAAAUGGGAAAUACAAUGCCUGCACUUUAAAGGAGGGGUUUGGGAUAUUGGCAGUUUGGAUGGGGUAUGUUAUGUAUCUUUAUAUAUGCUGCUAAACUGUUGUAUCUGGGUUCCUCUGCAAAAACUGUGAUUAUGCAUGAGUGAGAUGAAAGUAUUUUCUUUCCUUUUGGGUCACCUUGCUUCAGUGGGAGAUGGCCGACUUGUUGGGAAAAAAAAAUAUGUAAUUAAUUUUAAAAGUUCAUAAUUGAUAUAAUAUUGGGUUAGCAGAUUGGUAUUGUAUAAUUUAACAAGCCUAAACUACUUAUUGAGAUAUAGAUGGAGUUGUAGAAAUUAGAGAUUACUUUAAUACAAUUAAGGCAUUAAAAUAUAAUGAGAAUUGUUGUAUUACCAAUUUAAAUAGUUAAAUUUAUAUAAAUAUUCAUAAUUAGAUCAGAAUUAAAUAUAGUACAAACUGAUAUGAGGGUCAACCUUUAUGAAAUGAAUUUAAUAAUAUAGGAACCAUCAUGAAAGCUUAAAAAGUAAAAUUAGGAAGACAGUUUCUAAGGGAAAACUCAAAAAUCGGAAAGAAUUGUAUAGCAAUUGUUCAUUUACUAUUCAGAAGACCUGUUAAAGCAUAUUUUUAAAUGUAAUAUUAACACAAAUAUAAAGAAUAUAUUGUACA